CCGACACAAGUACCGGAGUACGGCCUCCCAUUUAAAUCACCAACAUUGGAUUCCUUUAUAAAGCCAUCCAUGGAUGUGCACUGCACUUGACACUGCAAUAAAUUGGAAUUGAUAAUUUCCACAUAACAUCCAAUUCACUUGGUCUUUUUUCUAAUCGUUACCUGUUUGGCAUUUCUUGAGUUGGAUAGAUACUGCCAUAUACACCAGUCAAAGCUGCACAUGAACCGCGGCUAAAUCGAUCAAAGCAAAUAACUAACUAACUGUAGUUCAGUAGGCAAACUGAGUAUAAAUAAUCGGUGUUGUCUAUGCCACAAACAUCAUCAAAGGGCAAACAGGGAAGGGAAUUGGGAUGCUUUGAGGGAACUUCAUCAAACACAGCCUUGACCAUCUUGACCAUCUUGACCAUCUUGACCUUCCUACAUUGAACCAAGUUCACAGAAGCUUACUAAGCAACGAGUACGAGUACGAAGUGCCCCUGAGUCAAGCUCGUAAGCGAAAGCUAUUUCCAGUACCACGGCCCCAGCAUUCGUAACCAUGGCAUCCUCCUUCCCCUUCCACGUGACGGAGCACACUGUGCCCUCGCAGCACAUCCGCGAGUUCCCCCGCGCGACGUCCCGCUCGCAGGAGGACGUGCUGUACCUGAGCGUGAAGCAAUACACGCCCAUUGACAACCCCUCCCCCCAGCCCGGCGACGUCACCAUCAUCGGCGCCCACGCCAACGGCUUCCCCAAGGAGCUCUACGAGCCGCUGUGGGCGGACCUCCACGCCGCCUCUAAAGCCCACGGGUUCCGCAUCCGCGGGAUCUGGAUCGCCGACGUCUCGAACCAGGGGUACAGCGGCGUGCUGAACGAGGACGCGCAGGGCGACGACCCCUCGUGGAACGACCACGCGCGGGACCUGCUGCACCUGACCAACGUGUUCCGGGACUCGAUGCGGCGGCCGCUGGUCGCCGUCGGGCACUCCUUCGGCGCCGCCAUCCUGACCAAGCUCUCGCUGCUGCACCCGCGGCUCUUCACCACCCUCGUCCUCCUCGACCCCACCAUCACCACCUUCUCCCAGCGCCCCCGUGGCCUGAACCCGGGAAAAUCCGCCGCCCGCGCCUCCGCCUUCCGCCGCGAGACCUGGCCCACGCGCGACGCCGCCAUCGCCUCCUUCCGCAAGAACCCCUUCUACCGGACCUGGGACCCCCGCGUCCUCGACGCCUGGAUCCAGCACUCCCUCCGCGACACCCCCACCCCACUCUACCCCAACCCCGCCACCGACGGCGCCGCCACCCUGCGCACCUCGAAGCACCAGGAGGUCUUCACCUUCUUCCGCCCGCUGUGGCCGUACCUCGACCCCUCCACCGGCGCCCUGGACCGAGACGGCGCCCCCGACUUCGACGUCGAGACCUCCGACGUGCCCCUGGACUCGGGCGCCGUCUUCCCCUUCUACCGGUCCGAGGGGGCCGCCGUGCUGAAGCACCUCGCGGAGGUGCGGCCAUCUGUGCUCUGGGUCUUCGGCGGGGAUAGCGAACUCGGCGAGGCCUCGGGCCGCAAGCUCAAGACGGAGCUGUGCGGGACAGGGGCCGGCGGCAGCGGCGGCAUGAAGGCCGGACGGGUGGACCAGAUUGUCGUAGAAGGACGCGGCCACCUGUUCCCCAUGGAGCUGCCGGGCCAGUGUGCGCACUAUGCAGCAGAGUGGAUCGGUAAGGAGAUGAAGCGGUGGCGUGCCAAGGAGCGCGAGUACGAGGAGUGGACUAAACUAUCUACAAAGGAGAAGACGACUCUAAGCGAAAAAUAUCUCGAUAAUGUCGGUCGUCCGCCGCCGAGAAAGGCUAAAUCGCUGGCUAGUUCCGAGUCCAAGUUAUAGGAGCAGCGCCAAGGGCCUAAGUUAUGUGUGUAGUUCGAUAACCUACCAAGGUAGUCACAUAGUAGUUAGAUAUUUAGGUAGGUAGGCAAAGGUUAGAAAGCAGUAAUCAAAGACACAGCGAAUGAAUAUUAAAUACUAUGC
Molecule: messenger RNA, 1992 nt
Organism: Hypoxylon fragiforme
Lineage: Eukaryota; Fungi; Ascomycota; Sordariomycetes; Xylariales; Hypoxylaceae
Product: putative toxin biosynthesis protein
Exons: 1
Coding region: 535-1851 (438 amino acids)
Source: RefSeq, a predicted model, not a curated record